This is a messenger RNA of Brenthis ino (lesser marbled fritillary), 1455 nucleotides long. The record is from the annotation of a GenBank genome assembly. Lineage: Eukaryota; Metazoa; Arthropoda; Insecta; Lepidoptera; Nymphalidae.
AUGUUUUGUUUUGUGACGCUCAUCCAAGACGAAGCGGGAGGAAGAUUAUGUUUCAUUGUUGCAGUAUUUAAAAUAUGUGUGUUAUUAUCGUUGGCGAGGGCGUCUGUACCAGGAGUGGUAAAAAAAGGCCAUGCGAAAAAUAUCUUGGACAUAACAUGCUCCUUACCAGAAUUCUCGAACGGGACACAUUGUGAGCGAUCUAAUGACAACCUCGUCUGUACAAAAGGCUUCACAAAUAUCUGGUUGACGAAGAUUAGUCAUGACAUAGCUCACUUGAAAUUGUUUGAGUGGACGGGAAAAUGUAUAGAUGUGGGGCAACUUCAACAUUGGUUUCCUCAACUUCGUACUUUAGACAUACGGAAUAGUUCUAAUCUGACAAGUUUUAAAGGACACUUUAAGGCAUCAAGUCAUAUUCAGAGAAUAUCAAUGUAUGGUCUUACAUCGCUAUGGGAGGUUCCGGCAGAAAUGGUGGAGAAAAUGGUGCAACUGCGAGUAUUAGAUCUCAGAAACAAUGCUCUAAGGCAUAUGAAAAUAAAUCUUCUACGAGAGCCUCCAAAUCUGGAAGCGGUGUACCUUAGUGAUAACAAAUGGGAUUGCAGUGAUGGUGGAUUGGACUGGUUGGCAAUGGAGAGUGAAAAUGGUACUGUUCGUAACCGACUCAUUGACUACUACGAAUUAGUUUGCUAUCAGCAGCUGUAUAGGGGCAAGCCCUUGCAUAAAGUUAUGGACAUAAUACGUAUGAUGCGAGAGACGUGUCCUGCGUUUUGCGAAUGUACAAUGACGCACGUAGUGUCUGACCGUAAAGGAAAAGUUAUUCCACUGAUAACUGUUGAUUGUUCUAAUCGACAGCUCGAGAAUCCUCCGACUUCCAUCCCUCUCAGUACCACCACACUACGCCUAGAAGGAAAUAAGCUAAAUAGUAUAAGACAGCUUUUGCAAAAUCCUCAAUAUAAAAAUUUGAUGGAUUUGUAUCUUGACAAUAAUAGUAUUCAAACGGUGAAGGAACUGGAAGGAUGGGAUUGGUUUUAUACUUUCAGAGUGUUGAGCUUGAGAGGAAACAUGUUGAAACAGAUACCAGUAUAUGCUUUCGAUAAAGCUUUUCAAGGUAAUAACGACAUAAUGCAUGUGUUUCUUGGCCAUAACCCAUGGAGGUGCGACUGCCAUUUUAUUCCACGAUUCCAAGGACUUUUGCUGAAAUAUAAGAGGGUAAUAAGAGAUUUGAAGGAUAUAAGGUGCGCAAUAUCGGAUGACAAAACAACGUCUCUUGUACAGAUAAGCACAAUGCCCUUAGGAAACGUUUGCAGAAAUAAUGAUGUGAAAAUGCCAAUAAGUACUAUAAAUAUUGUUAACUUAACCCUUGCAGUACUUUUGAUGUCGGUUAUUGGAAAGUUUUUAUAUGAUUGGCACAGGUUUAGAGCAACUGGAAAAUUGCCAUGGAUAUCUUCAAUGUUACCA